Mercurialis annua (annual mercury) is the source of this 937-nucleotide messenger RNA. RefSeq names its product GATA transcription factor 15-like. Gene Ontology annotation, biological process: regulation of DNA-templated transcription. The coding region runs from base 348 to 755 and encodes 135 amino acids. The transcript is spliced from 3 exons. The record is from RefSeq and is a predicted model, not a curated record. Gene Ontology annotation, molecular function: zinc ion binding; sequence-specific DNA binding. NCBI's taxonomy places the organism in Eukaryota, Viridiplantae, Streptophyta, Magnoliopsida, Malpighiales, Euphorbiaceae.
GCUUGCUAGCUUUGAAUGUGCGUGUGUGGUGUCUGUGCAACUGUGUCUCUGUCGGUCUCAUUUCUUCUAAAUAUAUUUUUUUUUCUCUGCAAAUCACACUUAAAUUUUUUAAAUCAUCACUAGUUUUUACUUAAUUUUCUUUUUACUCACCACCCAUUUGCUUAUUCUUGAAUCUUGAUCUUUAAUCUUUGAUCUUCCAUUUCCCAGAUUUUGAUCUUGAUCUUGAUUUAAUAGUUCAUACCCAACUCUUCGAUUCUUGAUUUAAAAUCUUUAAUCUGAUCACUGAUCGAUCUUUUUCACGAUUGCCAACUUUUUUUCUCAUCUGGGUUUGUUUUAGAUCUCUUAAAAUGUUGGAUCCAAGUCCAGAAAGAUUAGAGUUUGAAGAAGCAUCAUCAGAGAAAAAAACUUGUGCUGAUUGCGGUACUUCAAAAACACCGCUCUGGAGAGGCGGACCAGCUGGUCCUAAGUCACUGUGCAACGCAUGUGGGAUUAGAAGCAGGAAAAAGAAGAGAGAUAAUUUGAGUUUAAACAGAGCAGCAAAUUUCGAGAAGAAAUCAAGAAAAGGGCAAAAUCAAAGUAAUAAUAAUAAUAAUAAUAAUAGGUUAGGAGAUGGAUUAAAGCAGAGAUUAUUGGCUUUGGGUAGAGAAGUUUUGAUGCAGAGAUCAAGUGUUGAGAAGCACAGGAAAAAAUUAGGUGAAGAAGAACAAGCUGCUGUACUAUUAAUGGCCUUGUCUUAUGGUUCUGUUUAUGCUUAGAAAAAAAUAAUUUUUAGGAAAUAAUAAUUAUGGAAUUUAAUUAUUUUUGUACUAGUAGUUUUGCUGACCCAAUUUGAUGAUUAAGUUGUAUGAUUUAAUGUGUUUUAUUUAAUUAAGAUUAUGAUUUGUGGCUAAUUGUAUUUGUGAAGUUCGUAAGAAAUUCAAGCAUUUGAUUAUUGUUA